GCGUUGUGCUGCGAUGUGUUGUGCGUCUUUUGGUGGAGGAAUGCUAGUCACCUACUCCUUUUUAAGUUCUCAAAUCUCCAAAAACAAGUUGGUGUGUGGAACACCAAAAGCUUCGAGCUUUCUUCUUCAACUCUCUCUGUAAAUGGAGAAGCACAAAUGCAAGCUCUGUUCCAGAACCUUCGCUCAUGGCAGAUCGCUCGGUGGCCACAUGAAGGCCCAUUUCGCCGCUCUCCCUCUUCCUCCCAAGCCUCAACCGCCACCACCGUCUCCGCCUUCCCCUUCCUUCUCUUCUUCUUCCUCACAAGAUUCCGACGACAAGGCUCUCAUUUACGCCUUGAGAGAAAACCCCAAGAAAAGCUUCAAGCUUGCAGAUCCUGAGUUCUCUUUCGUCGAUACUGGCUCUGUUAUCGUUCAAGACCGAGAGAGCGAGACCGAGUCAAAGAACCCAACUCGCCUUCGAUCCAAGCGAACAAGAACAACCCUGAGAUCGGAGUCGGCGUCGGCAUCAGCCAAGAAGCCUAAACCCAGUCUUUCCGGGUCGCCCGCCGAACCUGAACCGGUGAGCUCGGUUUCUGAAACUAGCACUGAAGAAGAUGUCGCUAUGUGUCUCAUUAUGCUGUCGAGAGACAAAUGGAAGAGAAACGCCGUGAAGGAAGAAGAUCGAGGACGAGACGACAAAUCGAAGCGAUUCGAGGAGAUCAAGGUGAAGAAAGGAGUUCGCGGGAAGCAUCAGUGCGAGAAAUGCAGAAAAACGUUUCGAUCGUUUCGAGCAUUGGGGAAUCAUAGAAACGUGUGUUUUCUUGAUGAAGAAGCAGCAGCAGCAGUUGCUAGAAACGCAGGUAAAAACAAGAACACGAACAACAACAGCAGCAACAAUGAUUCGAUUUUCGAAUGCCCAUUUUGUUAUAAAGUGUUUGGGUCAGGACAAGCACUUGGGGGACACAAGAGGUCUCAUCUCGUACAAUCAUCAUCGUCAACCUUGAACGAUUCUGCAAGAUUGAUGAUAAAGGAAAGCUGCUUCAUAGAUCUCAACUUACCAGCUCCAGCAGCAGCAGAAGAUGAACUCAGUGUGGUCUCUGAUGCAUAAUUUUUAGAUUGUUCUUCACGCAACUCAGUAAAGCAAAUUCCUUUUUUUUUUUCUUUUCCUUUCUUUAUUUCUUGUUUAGAUCCAAAUCCUUAGCUGGUACAACAACAAUCAUCAUCAUCAUAGCUGUCUGCUGCUAUGUCUAUAUACUCUAUAGACUUAGAUGUUGAAUUUGUAGCUAACACCUGAAAUUUAUUUCAAUUCGGUUCAUUUCAUAAACUCGCACAGCAAACCCAGUAA
Messenger RNA from Prosopis cineraria, 1324 nucleotides. RefSeq names its product zinc finger protein ZAT1-like. The transcript has a single exon. The record is from RefSeq and is a predicted model, not a curated record. Gene Ontology annotation, biological process: regulation of DNA-templated transcription. Lineage: Eukaryota; Viridiplantae; Streptophyta; Magnoliopsida; Fabales; Fabaceae. Bases 143 to 1087 code for a protein of 314 amino acids.